Aphanomyces invadans is the source of this 867-nucleotide messenger RNA. RefSeq lists its product as hypothetical. Lineage: Eukaryota; Oomycota; Saprolegniomycetes; Saprolegniales; Verrucalvaceae. The coding region runs from base 32 to 283 and encodes 83 amino acids. The record is from RefSeq and is a predicted model, not a curated record. The transcript is spliced from 3 exons.
GCACAGUGUGAUCGAGAGAACCAAAGUUGUCAUGGACGAAGCGAGCCUCACCGCCCAACAAAAGAACGAGAUCAUCGCGCGGGUCCGCGCUGAAGUGCAACAGCAAGGCCUGCAAGAAUUGACGCAGGCUGUCCAGGAAAAGUGCUUUAACAAGUGCAUCACCCGACCACAGGAACGGCUCGACAGCAAGCAACAACAAUGCUUGUCCCUGUGCAUUGAGCGAUACAUCGAUACGAUGAAGGUUGUGUCGGCCUCGAUGAUGCAACGCGGCCAACGAGGCUAGAAAACGUCAUGAUCGCAAGGCUACCCGUGCGCGACGACGACUGCGCCUACUUGCUUGGGCGUGAACGCUAUAGACAGGUCAUGUGGGUAGUUAACAGCGACUUUCCCUGGGCAAUUUGUGUGCAGGGCUUCGAGAACACAGAGGGUUGAAAAGAGAGAGCAACUGAACAAGAUCCACAACCGCAGUGUCUAUCCCCAAAUCCCAAGGAUACAAUUGAACCUGUUAUUGAACCCAGCUACUGACGCAGUGUUCGCAGCCGCCAAGAACGGCGCGAAGCCAUACCGUCAACGGCAAAGAGUCACUAGAGUACACUCGUGUAUGUCGAUAACUUAGUUCUUUUCUUCAGCCUUGCGGACCAAGUCGGUCAACGCAUGGUCGCCUUCACCCUUGGCGCGGAUGUACCCAGACAACGCGUACACGUCGUUUUGGCCGGUGUAGACACCGUUCGCAUCCACCUUGGCGACGGCAAUUUGCACGGAAGCGUGGUCCUUGGCCGAGAGGAUGCGGUUGGUCCACGAGCACUUGCGGGGGAUGUAGAUGUCGAUGUUUUGGCCAGCGUCGUUUUGCAUCUUGGAGGGUGGGAG